AUAUUUAGUGUGACCACAUCAAGUUGCAUCAAGAUUAAAGAAGGAGACAUCAUUGAUGAACAAAUGGAUGUUCUAGUGUGUGUGUUGGAUGAAUCUAUCAACUUAAGAAAGACACAAAUUGGAAAGGCUUUUAUCAGAGCUGUCCCUGAGCUGAAUGACAGACUUAAAAUAAUCCAAAGAGAUAACCCUGAUUCAGAUGUACUUACUGUCCCUGGACCUUUUUCAAAUCCAUAUACAUCUUGUCUUGCAAUUUGCGGCAUAGUUUUAAGCAAAUGGGAUGAAGAUAAAUCACCUGCUUUGUUGGAAAACAAAAUCAUCAAAAUUUUAGAUGAAGCCAUCAAGCUGGGAGCCAAGUCAAUGGCAUUUCCUGCCUUAGGUCAUGGUAGAAUGUUCAAAUUUCCAUCUGAUAAAGUCUCUCAAAUAAUGGUAGACUCUUUUGUGUCACACCUAACAUCAAAUCCAGAGCUAAAAGAAAUCUGUAUUGUGUCUAAUGAUGAAGAAAUGCACAUCAAUUUCAAAUUAGAGGCAGAGAAAAAGUUGCAAAAAUUCUCUCGUAAUACCUGUACUGUUGAAGACAACUCUGACACAGAGGAUGACAUGGAUCAAGACAUGGGUGAAAACAUUGUCAUUGAUUUAGAAGAAGCUGUUAAUACAGAAAUCUCUGUCACAAUUGCUAAAACAAACAAACCAAAUGGUACUUUAAAAAGUUUAAUUAAACUGAUCAGAACACAUUGUUUACACUUUGAUUACAUUGAAGAUGAGUUGCUCCCUGUAAUAUCACAAGAUGUUAAAAAGAAAGUCCAGAGAUAUGUCAUACAUUUAAGAAUUCCUUCAGAUAAGAAGAUAAUAGAAAUGAAAGGUUUUUUACUUCAUAUUGUUGAGCUAAAAGCUUUUAUCACAUGUGAACUGGAUAAAAUUCGCAGUACUCUACAAAAUCAUACAAUUAUAUGUGGGGAAAAACCUCAACGAGGUACAUUGGAAUUUGUACAGUAUGCAUCAACCAUAACCGAAAUGUGUCCAUCCUACUGGAAAGUUUUCAAAGAUCCAUCAUUUCUGCGACGAUUAGUAAACAAGGUUUAUCCAUCUAAACACAAAAAGGUACAAGAGAUUAUUGUCUGUGUAAACAACGAGACAAAAAAAGCUGUAACUGACCUUUUUAUAAAGACAUGGGAUCCAAAAAAGACAGGAAUAGGUGUGGAUGCAAUCAACUUGAUACCUAAUACAACUGUAGAAGUAUUAAAUGUGGAAAGAGUUGAGAAUUUUCUUCUUUUUGAACCGUAUGCUAGUAUAAGAAAAAGUUUAUUUGACAAAUAUGCCAGAAUGGGGAAGCUUUGUGAUGAUUUCAGUUCUACGUUACCCAGGGGUCAGAUAAAAACCACAGAACUAGCUGAAGACUUUCUCAAGGAGCAGCUGUAUCAAGACGUUAAUGAGCAUUACCUAUUUCAUGGAACAAAAAAAGACCUUAUUGAAAAGCUAACACAGUGUGGCCCUGACCCUAAACUUUGCACCCAUGGAAUGCUAGGAAGAGGGGUGUACUUAGCAGAAAUGUCAACAAAGUCAGACCAGUAUGCA
Messenger RNA from Lymnaea stagnalis (great pond snail), 1572 nucleotides. NCBI's taxonomy places the organism in Eukaryota, Metazoa, Mollusca, Gastropoda, Lymnaeidae. The record is from the annotation of a GenBank genome assembly.